Phymastichus coffea is the source of this 827-nucleotide messenger RNA. Its product is annotated as chymotrypsin-2-like. Gene Ontology annotation, molecular function: serine-type endopeptidase activity. The transcript is spliced from 5 exons. The coding region runs from base 37 to 813 and encodes 258 amino acids. NCBI's taxonomy places the organism in Eukaryota, Metazoa, Arthropoda, Insecta, Hymenoptera, Eulophidae. The record is from RefSeq and is a predicted model, not a curated record. Gene Ontology annotation, biological process: proteolysis.
ACUCUUCCGUGAUUGUAUAUAAAUAAACGAUACGAUAUGUACCUGUAUCAGUCAACCAAUUUUUUUCUAACAAUGAAGAUAAUCGUAGGUUUGCUUGUUCUGUGCCUCGCGGUUGCAGCUUAUGCUACUCCACGAAUCGUCGGUGGUAAGGAUGCCUCGGAAGGCGCAUACCCAUAUCAAGUGUCACUCCGUCGUCCAACUCACUUUUGUGGUGGCUCGAUAUUGAACAGUCGAUGGAUCCUCACCGCUGCUCAUUGUGUGCAAAAUCGUGAACAUACCGACGUGACAGUUGUGGCUGGUACUGUUUUGUUGAACAGUACCGAUGGACAAACUUAUCAAUCCGAGUAUAUCGUUUGGCACAAUGGCUUCAAUAUGCUCGUUUUGCGAAACGACAUUGCUCUGAUUCGCGUCGACCGUGAUAUUCAGUUCAACGACAAAGUUCGCCCGAUCAGCUUGCCCACUGAAGACUUCAACAAAGCUGAUUAUCCAGCUGUGUUGACUGGAUGGGGUCGAACUAGCACUGGAGGUCCGUUGCCAAACAACUUGCAAGAGAUCACUCUAAAAGUUAUUAGUAUUCCAAAAUGCCAACUUAAGUUGAUCUUCCCUAUCGUAACCACCGAAUCGCAUAUUUGCACUCUCACACAAUCUGGCGAAGGAGCAUGUAAUGGCGACUCUGGCGGUCCACUUGUUUCUGAUGGUGUUCAAAUUGGCGUCGUUUCUUUUGGUCGACCGUGUGCUCGAGGAGCACCUGAUGUUUAUACAAGAGUUUUUAAAUUCCUUGACUGGAUCAAUGAACAAAUGACUCAAUUUUAAGAAGAAUAGAAUUG